CACCCAAGUAGUCUCACUAAAAUCCCAGUUGGUAUCAUUCUCAGUCCCAGAAAUAUAAUAUUAACACUUGUGUUCAAUUCCACAGCUGCUCCUCCUCCCUAGAGAUUUUGCUUUGCAGACAAAUUGAUCAAAAAGGCGUUUGCACUUGUUCUCAUCGGCCGAAGAGUGAAAACGCAAGGGAUAAUGUGUUCUUACUUAGCAUUGAGUUGCUUCAGAGUCUCUUGCACAACUCUUUUCGAAGCCAUUGUGCUCUUACAUCUCUACCUUUGGAGUUCUAAAACUCUCACAUGUGCAACUUGUACUCCAACCGGAAAUGUCACUGAUCAUCUGGCCUUGAUAGCCUUCAAGUCCAAGAUUUCAAAUGAUCCUCAAGGGAUUUUGAAAUCCUGGAACGAAUCUAUCCACUUUUGCAGGUGGACGGGCAUCACUUGCAGUCAUAGAAGAGACAGAGUAACCACCUUGAAUCUAUCAUCCAGGGACUUGGUGGGUUCUUUGUCUCCUUCCAUAGGGAACUUGAGCUUCCUUCGCGAGAUUAGACUUUCAAACAACAUCUUUCAUGGGGAUAUCCCACCUGAAAUUGGACGUCUAUUCAGAUUAAAGUUGCUACAUCUGAGCUACAAUUCCUUUGAAGGAAAGCUCCCAUCCAACUUGUCUCAUUGCUCCAACCUCAAUUUCUUCGGAGUUAGUUAUAACAAGUUAGUGGGAAACUUUCCAGUGGAGCUUGCUUCUUUGCCCAAGCUUACAAAUAUUUCUAUUAAUCUGAAUCAUUUCACCGGAGAAAUCCCACCUUUGAUUGGGAAUUUCACCUCUUUGUUAGCCUUGUCUGCAGCUUCUAAUAACUUCGGAGGUAGCAUUCCAGAAGCUUUUGGCCGGUUGAGAAGCUUGAGAUUUCUUGGACUUGCCGAGAAUAAUUUCUCUGGUAAGAUCCCCUCAUCAAUCUAUAACCUUUCUAUGCUUUCUGUUUUCUCUCUGGCUGAAAAUCAACUCGAAGGAAACAUUCUGUUGGACGUGGGACUCACUCUUCCUCAUCUGACAAUCUUUGAGAUAUGGGGGAACAAUUUUAGUGGGCAACUUCCUGUAACGUUAUGCAAUGCUUCAAAACUUGAAUGGAUCGAAAUAAGCCAAAAUAGUUUCUCCGGAAAAUUAACACUUCCUUUUGGACAGCUACAACAGCUUCAGCUGCUUACAAUGUUUACAAAUUCUCUAGGAGGUGGAGAAGCUGAUGAAAUGGAUUUUUUAACUUCUCUAGCCAAUUGCAGCAAAUUGCAAUAUUUGGAGUUUGGCGAUAAUCAGUUUCAGGGAAGAUUACCGGCAUCUAUAGCCAAUUUAUCAAAUCAAUUGAUGGGAUUUUCAUGUCAAAUAAAUAAGCUAUUCGGAAGCAUUCCUUCAGGGUUAAGGAAUCUCGUCAGCUUAAAUGAGUUGCACUUGCAGAAAAAUCAAUUUACUGGCGCAAUUCCAAGAGAAGUAGGUAUGCUUAAACAGCUGCAGCAUUUAGAUCUUAGCAUGAAUCAAUUUUCUGGAGAAAUACCAGAUCCUUUUGGAAAUUUAACGCUAUUGAAUAGGCUUUAUCUAGGACACAACAAGUUAAACGGAACCAUACCUUUAAGCCUUAGUAACUGCCAAAAAUUGCUGUUGUUGAGUCUUUCUCAAAAUGAUCUGAGUGGUAACAUCCCCAAAGAACUUUUUAGCAUUUCUGCAUUAACUAUAUUGCUAAAUCUUUCUCAUAAUCAUUUGGUUGGAUCUAUACCUUCAGAAGUUGGUGAACUGAUAAACUUAGGUGUACUUGAUGUAUCCGAAAACAUGUUGUCUGGAGACAUCCCCAGUAGCUUGAGUGGCUGCAUCAGCCUUGAAUUCCUUUACUUGAACAAAAACCUUUUGCAGGGUAACAUUCCUCCAUCUUUAAGCUCUUCAAGAGGUCUUCGUGCUGUGGAUCUUUCCUGUAACAACUUAACUGGUAUGAUACCUCAAUUCAUGGAGAAACUUGCACUACAGUAUCUGAAUUUGUCUUUCAAUAAUUUGGAAGGAGAGGUUUCAACAAAAGGCAUCUUUGCAAAUGCAAGUAUAGUGUUUGUUGAAGGAAACAAGAAUCUUUGUGGGGGAAUUGCUGAGCUUGGGUUGCCCAAAUGUAGCAUCAAACAAGGAGAGGGAGGAAAACUUUCGCGGGUGAAGAUAAUAACAAUAGUUGUCUCUGUUACAUGUGCAAUUGCAGGAGUGAUUGUUGUGUCUUUCUUCCUAUUUGGCUGGUCUAAAAGGAAAAACAAAGAUCAAUCUUCUGGAUCCGUAUUGAGGGAGCCAUUUAGGCAACUUUCUUAUGAAGCUAUCCUCAAAGCAACUGAUGGGUUUUCUUCAGCAAAUUUAAUUGGCAAAGGGAGUUUUGGUUCUGUCUAUAAAGGAGUUCUUCAAGAAGAUGGAACUAAUGUUGCAGUCAAAGUGCUUGAUCUUGAGCAUCGAGGAGCUUUCAAGAGUUUCAUAGCAGAGUGUGAAACCUUAAGGAACAUUCGUCAUCGAAACCUUGUAAAGAUCAUAACUUCUUGCUCCAGCAUUGAUUUCAAAGGCAAUGAUUUCAAGGCAUUGAUUUAUGAGUUGAUGGCCAAUGGAAGUCUAGAUAGUUGGCUGCAUCCGUCUUCUCAAGAAACAAUCAGUGGCCAAGCCAGAGUCCAGAGUCUAAACCUUUUACAGAGGAUAAGUAUUGCUAUUGAUGUUGCUUCCGCUCUUGACUACCUUCAUCACCAUAGCUCAAAGCCAAUUGUUCAUUGUGAUUUGAAGCCGAGCAACGUUCUUCUAGAUAGCGACAUGACUGCUCAUGUCGGAGAUUUUGGGCUUGCAAGAUUUUUUUCAGAGCUAAGAGUGCCAAAUGAAAGUAGCUCGGUUGGUGUGAGGGGAACAAUUGGUUACGCUGCUACAGAGUAUGGCAUGGGGAGUGAGGUUACAAUGCAAGGGGAUGUAUAUAGUUAUGGAAUUCUAGUGUUGGAGAUGAUGACAGGAAAGAGACCAACAGACAGUCUAUUUGAAGGUGGCCUUAACCUCCAUAACUAUGCCAGAACGGCCUUACCCGAUCAGGUUAUGGGGAUUGCAGACCCAAAACUCCUACACGAAGCUCAAGCAGUUACCAUUAACAGUAAUGUUGGUGUUCAGGCACGAUAUAACAGCAUAAUGGAUUGUCUAAUCUCUAUGAUUAGAAUUGGCGUGGCUUGUUCCGUGGAGUCACCUCAAGACCGGAUGGGCACAAGUGUUGUUCUCAGUGAGCUGCAUCAGAUCAGGAAGAAUCUUCUACAAAACCAGGCAACCUACUAGCAUACACUAGCCUCUGGGUCGGAAUGUUAUUAAAUAUAUUUAGUUAUAAAAUAAGUAGAGUGUG
Molecule: messenger RNA, 3358 nt
Organism: Rubroshorea leprosula
Lineage: Eukaryota; Viridiplantae; Streptophyta; Magnoliopsida; Malvales; Dipterocarpaceae
Source: the annotation of a GenBank genome assembly